Saprolegnia parasitica CBS 223.65 is the source of this 234-nucleotide messenger RNA. RefSeq lists its product as hypothetical. The record is from RefSeq and is a predicted model, not a curated record. NCBI's taxonomy places the organism in Eukaryota, Oomycota, Saprolegniomycetes, Saprolegniales, Saprolegniaceae. Bases 1 to 234 code for a protein of 77 amino acids. The transcript has 3 exons.
AUGUACUCGACCUCGUACAGUGUACUCGUCGGGCGCAUGGCCGCUGCUUGCACCAGCGGCACGGUCAUGAAGCUCAAGAAUGCGCGCCUCACAUGCUUGACGCCAGCUAUGGCUGCAUGCGCGGUCCUCGCUGCAGACGAAGGCUACUUGAGCAUGGACCGAGCGCGCCGCAGCGCUACGGUCAUCGGCCACCAUGGCAUUACGGUCCGCGUCGCCCUUCCGCAGCGCAGCUGA